Messenger RNA from Eleginops maclovinus (Patagonian blennie), 2181 nucleotides. RefSeq names its product protein kinase, AMP-activated, beta 1 non-catalytic subunit, a (gene prkab1a). Gene Ontology annotation, molecular function: protein kinase binding. Bases 173 to 982 code for a protein of 269 amino acids. Gene Ontology annotation, biological process: signal transduction. NCBI's taxonomy places the organism in Eukaryota, Metazoa, Chordata, Actinopteri, Perciformes, Eleginopidae. The transcript has 8 exons. The record is from RefSeq and is a predicted model, not a curated record. Gene Ontology annotation, cellular component: cytoplasm; nucleus; nucleotide-activated protein kinase complex.
CAGGGGGCGGGGUUAGGGUUAUUCAGUGUGUCCAGAGCGUAUACAGCUCUGAGUGUGACUAAUGUUUUGUUUUCUAUCAAUAAUAAAAUGGGACAGUUAGGCUAACAAGGAUACCCUCGAAUUUAAAAGCUUCUCAGUGACCUGGCUCCAGCCUCCAAGAAGACACAUCGCCAUGGGGAAUACAAGCAGCGAGAGGGCGGCCAUGGGCCACGGGGAGAAGGCUCAGCGGAGGGACAGCCGGGGAAACAAGGAGGGAGGCGGGCCUAAGAUCCUGAUGGACAGCCCUGAGGAUGCAGAUAUUUUUCAUGGUGAAGAUAUGAAAGCUCCGUUAGAGAAAGAGGAGUUCCUCGCAUGGCAGCAAGACUUAGAAGCAGAUGACAAAGGGCCGACUUUAGACCGACCGACAGUGUUUCGCUGGACCGGAGACGGCAAGGAGGUGUACCUCUCUGGAUCCUUCAACAACUGGGUCAACAAGAUUCCCCUCAUCAGAAGUCAGAACACCUUUGUGGCCAUUGUUGAUCUACCUGAAGGGGAGCAUCAGUACAAGUUUUAUGUGGAUGGCCAGUGGACCCACGACCCCACCGAGCCUGUUGUAACCAGUCAGCUUGGGACAGUGAACAACAUCAUCCAGGUGAAGAAAACCGACUUUGAGGUGUUUGACGCUCUCAUGGUGGACUCACAGAAAUGCUCUGACAUGUCAGACCUCUCCAGCUCUCCUCCUGGGCCGUACCAUCAGGAAGCGUAUGUUCCUAAACAGGAAGAGAAGUUUAAGUCUCCGCCCAUACUCCCUCCCCACCUGCUGCAGGUCAUCCUCAACAAAGACACUGGCAUCUCUUGUGACCCUGCAUUACUCCCAGAGCCCAACCAUGUCAUGCUGAAUCACCUCUACGCUCUUUCCAUUAAGGAUGGAGUGAUGGUGCUCAGUGCGACACAUCGCUACAAGAAGAAAUACGUCACCACCUUAUUAUACAAGCCCAUCUGACUGCCCUUCUAAUCGUUUUUAAAAAGAGUGUAAACCAUACCCCAAGUGUAAAAAAUACUAGCUCCUUAGCACAUAGAGAACAGGGAAAUCCAGGACUUAUCACCUGGAUGAGAAUCUCACAUUUAGCUAAUAAGAGGGUAAGAGCUCUGAGAUGAUAUUUUGUACACACCCUGUUAUUGUUCACUCCAAUCCUACGUAAUCAGCCUAUUGUUGUUCACUGAUAACUCUUUUUAGGUUUCGUAUUUGCUAAGUAGACAUUAAAAGGCAGGUUGUUGGUGGUCAAAACAGACAGAAAUGACACGAGAAGGAGUGGUCAUGGUGCAAAAAUGUGACUGAAAGUCCUCAGUUCCACGAGGCCGCUGUAGCGUUUCCCAUGAUUGAGACGACAAAGGUACAAUCAAGAAUGUGAAUGUCGAGGUCAAGGAAGAAUUAAAUGCACUGCAGUAGUUCUCCACUGUUCAUCAUAGAGGUGUGUUCAGUGUUAAUCAUAAAGCACACAGUAGAUAUGUUCUAUCAUUUGUGACGUUUUUUUUACUUAGGUUGAUGUGGUUUGUAUUAGUCUUGCAGUGAUAAAAAAGAUCAUUUUUGGGGAGAAACUUCAUCAGCUCUGCACUACAAGGGGGUUUAUUUCUAAUGUAGAAUAUGCAUACAGUGUAUGUACAAUGGCAGGACGACGAUGUAUCAGAAGAAUGCUAGCCCUUUUUAAAUCUUUUAGUGGUGUUCGCACUUUUCAUCCAUUUCAUAAAAAUGCAUUCCAGAAAUAAAGAGUCAGAACGGCAUCUUUGCUUUGAACCAGUUUCAGAUUUGGAUGAAAAAGACCUCAAUAAGGUAAUAGAAGGUAAAAGACUUGAUGAAGGGACCGGCAUUGGAUCAUGUGACAAAGUCAAGGUCGUACUGUUAUUUUUUUAAAGUUAACAUGUUUGUACUGUUGAUGUAUUCCAUCAAAUUUGAAUGACCUGAAUGUGUUUUAAGUUUAAACUAUGAUGUGUAGCGUAUAUUUACAUCAAUGUAUCAUAAGCUAUAGGCCAGUAGAGACUGACAAUCUCCUCAGUGAAUAUUUCCUUUGUUUGUGUUACUUCUGCUUUUUUUGUUUUAAAUGCUAGGUUUUGAAAUCAUUUCAUAUCAUUCAAAAAAAAUCGUCUACGCUUUGAACCAAGCUGGUACACUUUUGUAUUAAAGAUUCAGUUACAAAUUCAUAA